AUCCCGCUCUAUCGUCUCCUCACACACAGGCAUCCUUCCACGCUACCGUUUACGCUCUCACCGGCAUGCAUCCCGCUUUGUCAACAGCUCACGUAGCAGCCGAGCUCUCUCUCACACACACGCAGACGUAGCUCAUCUGCAGUCACCCGCCGGGCUCACACACUCAUCACAGACCACGCGCUGUCACACACUCUGAGGUCUUCUGUGAUGCUGUGAGUCUCUCCAACGUCCUUCUCAUUCACACGCGGCUUCGACCAGGGCUCGUCUUUCUCAAGAGACGCAAGCAGACCGUCAAGCCUCUCUGCCUGUCAGUCAGUCAACCAGUCUUUACGUGUCUGUGUGUCGGUGGCAUGAAGCGGUGAUGUUCUGGGACAGGAAAAAUAGUAUGGGCAAUUCCCAAAGACGGCCCAAAGGAAGACACAGACCAAAAUCUGCAACAGCCACCAGCGGUCUCGAGGCAGAGAGCGGAAGGCGCGGUGGCAGCAGCAGCAUCAGCAGCCACGGCGACGGUAACCACGGCAGUGGCGGCGGAGGCUGCGGCGGCGGCAGCUCGGCCCAUUUCAGGUCUCCAUGGCAACAGAGCGUGAACGUGUUCGGCUCGUGGAGCAGGCCAGAAUGUGUCGAGGAGCUGCACCAGCAGGCGCAACUCAACCUCCAGAGCCUGCUGCAAGAAUUUGAGGAACAGUUGUACGACACCAAGCUGACUGGCCAGACGUUUCGCCAUCCGUCCUCGCAGAGCUCAGACGACACGUUCACGUCGCUCAACCGCUCGCCCAUCUCUCUCAACAACAAGAGACCGGACUUCAUCUUCCUGCCGGCGUCCAAGCAGCUUUAUGAAGAUGAAACCACCUCCUCCGUGUUUGGCCUGAGGUCUGUGAUCAACCCCUCGCCUUCCCCGACCCCGUCCCCCUGCGGCUCAGAUCGCCCCCCUCUGGGCUGGAGCAGCAACAACAGUAGCAGCAGCACAGCUACAUCUGCCACCACAGGGCCGCCCGUCGCUGAGAAACCACGCUGGCACCCGUUGAGACGCACACAAGCUCAGUGCAUGCCACUCGAUGUUACAGGUGAAGUGGGAACAGUGAAAUUUCACGGCGUCGACCUCCUCCAGCACUCUCCCUCUCCUGGGGACCCCUAUCCCAAACAGCCUCACUCGCUGGAGCUAUUUACAGACACAUCUCAUCAAAACCUCCCUCUAAGGAAGACACAUUCAGAGCUUGACACAACCAUACCCCAAGAUAACAGCUUGGGGCAACGUGCCUCAGAGCAGUUUUAUUCAGGAGCUAUGGACCACUCUGGGUUGCUGUGCUCUAACACACCCACAUCUUCUUGGAAUGGACCUAAAGGAUCAACAUUUUCUCCUGCUGCCUGGAAUGAGACUUACAAUUACAAUAUGAGCAAAGGUCCAGCAGUCCCUCCCAAGCAUCACAGCGUCAUUGGUCAUGCUGAUGGGAUGCAGGACGGGGUCAUGCUGGUGAACUCAGGACAGUCUGUGAGCUCACAUUCUAGUUCAUUCACAUGUGUGACAGACACUUCUGGGAGAACAGGAAAUAUUGGGUCCGGGAUCAUGCCUUCUGUAGUCACAAUUGGAAAUCGGAGGGAAACUGAGGGCGCACCUGCAGAUGGAGGGCGAGGAGGUGGUCAUGAACCAGGACGAGGAAGGCAGAGGUCAGCACGAUCCAUAGCCGCACAGAAUGCCUUCAAGUUCCGGGAACGUUCCCUUUCUACGCCCACUGAUUCUGGCUCCUUUUGCUUUACAGAAGGUGGGAUAGAGCCAGACUUGACUAUCACCACUACUGGGAAUGGGAACACUAUGGUAACGGACCACUAUCAAGAGCAUCACAACUAUCUGGGUUAUGGGGAGAACUAUGCCCUUCUUUACCCUAGAGGAAGUUCUGAAGACAGUACAAGCACUGCGGACACUGUCUCAGUCACAGCUUCAGAUUACAGCGCAGAAGGACGCUUACGUCUUCGCUCUCGUUCCAUCUCACUUAAAAAAUCCAAGCGCAAGCCCCCACCUCCUGUGAGAAGUGUUUCCUUAAUGAAAAACCUGGGAGAAGCUGAGGGCAGAAUAAGGCAUGGUGGUGGUCUUUACCGAGAUGGUAGGCCAAAGAGCCUGCACAUACCUAGGGACAAUUUUCCAGACUUCCAGCCAGAUUUCCUUUUGACAAGCUCAUCUUGCUCAUCUAAAGCCAGUGUUGAUGAAAGGGAGAUAGGCCAAGGGGGCAACAAUGGACCACCAAGUCUGGAAGUCCAGGCUCCGGAAAGGGAAGGGGAAACAGAGAUGAACUUCCCAACUCACUGGCAGUUGGGAGAGUGGAAGAGCAAUGACCCCUACAGGUCUUUAUCGGGCUCCAGCACAGCAACAGGUACCACAGUGAUUGAAUGUAUGAAAGUCAGGAGUAGCUCAGAGUCCCUUCUAGACUCUCCCUCCACUUCCAGAGCCACGUCUCCUUCACAGUUAUCAAUGGAGACUGAUGUUAAGGCUUCUUCGCCCUUAAAACCUCCAGGACUUAUAUCGCCAUCAAGCGGCUAUUCUAGUCAGUCAGAGACUCCAACUUCGACAGUUCCAGUAAAUCAGGGGACCGUAGGGACAACAGGAUGUAAGAUGCGUCCAAAGAUCCCGGAAAGGAAAUCAUCCUUACCAUCCCCUAAGGACCCCGCUGCAAGGUCAAGGUUGUCAUUUGAAAUGCCUGGAAAUGCACAUUUAGAGUUGUCAUCACUAAAACCAAAGCAAAGGGCCAGUAGGCGGCAUUCGGAUACUUCUACUGCUGCCAAACCAGGAAAAAAUAGCCCCAAUUCUUCACAGGCAUUACCCGUAGUUACCCAGAAUGAGCUAAAGACCAUUAGACUCCGGUCUGUUUCCAGAGGAGACUUGGAGCACUCUCCUGAUGGAGCCUCUGACACAAUCGAAGAAGAGCAGCAUGGCAGAGACAUCAGCGAUGGCCCGAGCCCACCUCCAACUCUACCAAAGCCUAAGCCACCAGUUGCAGUCAAGCCUCCAUUGCCCAAACGGCCCAUAAACCUCCUCAUUAAGUCUCCUUCCCCUUCCUCUACCUCCCCCCUUGGCAUCGAAUCUCCUCCUGCCUCACCUGUGGAACGUCCAGUACCUCUUGGCAACAUAUACAAAGUAAUGAAAAAGCCCAAACCGAAAAAGCCCCCACCACAAACUGCCACAAGUCCUGCUGCUGUGACAGAUUCCGCCAAUGUACAGAUCAAUACCUAUGAUCACACAUUCCUUUCUCACUCGCAGUCUCUAUUUGACCUCCCACCACUCCCAGAUCCCCAGCCUUUGUUGGAAGAUCCAACGCUGGAACCUGAAUUUGAAAGAGAAUCAGAUAUCCAUCUAGGACCAGGGGAUGGAGGAUCACUCCCUUCUCCAUGCAGUUCCCAGGAGGCCCCUGAGCUCCAAGACAAGAGCAAGACACUACCUUCAAGGAUGACAAUCUCCUGUCUUGCAGAGCUUUCUGACAAAAAGAAACCCAAGGUUCCUCCUCCAGUUCCCAAGAAACCAAAUGUUCUACUCCUUCCAACACCACAUCAUUCUUCCACCAACGGAAGCACAGAUAGGCAGAUUACACAAUCUGAAAGCCCUGUGGGUCUCAGUUCUCCCGGUGGAGCAUUUGCAACGGAUGAUAUUCUGGAUAGUUCUGGUGUUCCUGAUAUGUCUGAGAAAGAUGAAAACCAUUUGGAAACAGAUGAGGAAAGUUCAAAAGAGUCUUCUUUGCAAUCAUCACUCCAUGAUUCCUCUCUCACUGAACUUGGAGAAAAGAUGGGCAGCACCGGGAUUGGAGAAGAGGAUUCAGCUGGCGAUGAGAAGACUGCUCUCCAGAUUACUGAGGAAACAGAAGAUGACUUGUUGGCCAGUACUCCUACGACACACACCACAGAGGACUUGUUUACCAUCAUACACAGGUCCAAGCGAAAGGUCCUGGGCCGAAAGGAGCCGUCAGAUUCUUUUGGUAGCCGCCAGAGCCUGGUAUCCCCUGUGAAGCACAGCGUCAGCGGAAAUGACCAUCGGAAUCUAACUUUGGGGAGCAGCCAGAGGUCGAGCUCUCGUAACGAGAACUUCAUGGCCCUGCUUCAGAAGAAAGGCAACAAGUCUUCCAGUGGAGGAGCGAGAGUUUCUGCAAUGGAGCUCCUGAAGAGCACAAAUCCUCUAGCCCGACGUGUCACAGAGUUCUCAAACAGCACCGUAUCAUCUACCGACGGAGGGGAGAUGCCACCUGGGAAUGAGAAAGCCAAUGAUCAGUGAACGGUGUUACGGUUUCCAGAUGUUAAUCUGGACUGGUUCCUGUUUACUACAACACAAAACAACUCUACAAUCUGCCACAAACUGAGGGCAGGCCCUGAACGCCCCAACCUCUGAUUGACCAUUCGGAAUAUCCAAAGAAAUUGGAGCCAAGUCUUGGGCAAAAUGGUCCUUCCUGUGGUUGGAGCUCAGUGUUUCCCUGUGAAAUUCCUCUUUGGAUAAUAAAGGUUUUUUUGUUUUGUUUUCCACUAUAUAUAAAUAUAAAAGACUUGCUGUUCAGCGGGGGAAAGUAUGGGCACAUUGACUGGUGAAAAUGACGCUGGGAAUGUAGAAAUACAUGGUGGAUAUCCUCAUGCCUUUUGAAUCAGAACUAACAAAAGAUCUGAAUCGUAUCUAAAUCUGCGACCACACUGAUCUACCAUGACACAUCCGAGGACAAGGAAUCAAAUUGAUCCACGGAAAUAUUGGAGUACAAGUUAACAAUCUGUAUGUGAUUAACCUGUAGGCCUCUAUGACGUUGAGGAUGGGGCAUUGGUUUUGCGAUGGGGACACAAAGAAGGGUAAAGUUGGACUUUCUUGCUCCUUCUUCCUCCAAUAGCAUAGCAGCCCAAUAGUGAAGUGCCAUAUUGAACAUAGAAACUGCGUGGGGGAUUUUAUUUUAUUGUUUAUUGUUUUGCCACCAAAGAUAAGGCAUGAGCAUGUCCCUCAUCUUGUAGCUCGUGCUGUGACCGUGAACGUGGAUCCUCACAAAGCAUUCCACAAAGGCACCAAGCCGACCGACUGCGCUUGGAAAGCGAAGCACUUUUCUUUCCUUUGACCUCAGAGGUCGUUUACACGGCGGAAUCACUAUUGCGGCUUCGCCUUUGGUUUCCUCUUGUCUUAACCAUCUUUUUAACCCGUUUUUAAAUGUUACGUUUCGUUCCUAUUUUUUUAUACAUUCUAAAUGUCUAUUUACUGUAAAUGUUUAAUGGUAUUAUAUUGUAUGUAUCAUGUACAAAGAGAAAUGGAAAGCAUCUAUCAACACAGACUUAAAGAAGUGUACAAAGAUGCAAGAAGCUUGGACUUCAAACAGCCCAUUCACACCCUUCAGCACACACACUGACAAAAUUACUCUACAAAACAAGAAUGGAAAACGACUGUUGACACGUGUGUGUGGAAGCCAGCAUGCCUGCUGAUGUUUCUGCUCAGAGAUCAUGAAGCAGGCCUGGUAUUGAACAGGGUUUUUAACCGGUUUUGGUCCCUGGUUUUGGGGGACCUAAGAACUGUUACAAACUGACCACAUAGGACCUACAGUAACAUUGUAUGUGUGCAAGUGUGUAUAGAUGGAAUAUGGAGCAAGUGCACAAAGGUUUGGAUGGUUUUAUGUUCAAUGUGAGGUUGUCUCCUCAUUAGUUUCCAUUGGUCUCAAUUUGUGGACAGUCAUCCCGCAUGCCCUCAGUAGGAUAGAACAUCUUUAGUGGAAUCCCUUGAGGUGAAUGUUAUUAAUCAAUUAUCAUCUUUGAAAGUGUCCAAGUGACUCUCUUUGGCUUUACAAGGAGAGGUCUCUGUUUAAUUAUGAUCAGACCAAACCCUUGCUAGAACUGACAAGAUUGUUGUGUACCCUUAAAAAAGGUUACCAUACCCAAGAUAAAGUCUGAAAACCUUCUCACUAUUCUUUAGGGCUUAAUCCAGACAUGAGGUAUAAGUACAUUGAAUAUGGGGAGUGGUGGAUUUAUGGCAAAGUGACCCUUAAAAGUGUUUCCCAACAAACAGGUGCCAGUGCUAAACAUUGGCACCAGUGCUUUCUUAUACCUGCUUUACCACCAAAACAUUCACUCUGGCAAGAACACAGAGUAUUAUCUACUAAACCUUUGAUGAACCAAGAUAGGAAUCUACAUUUGUUUGGAGCUUGAAGUGAGUUUAAGAAGAACCAAUCUAAGCGUUGAGUGUCAUAUUUACUUAUUUUUUUUGGAAGGGUAAUGCAGAUAUACAACUGAUUAACAACUUCUGCCAGCAUACAAUUAUUUGUAAUAUUGCUUUUAUCAAGUGUCAUAUAUUAUGACAUAUUCUAUGACUGUUUUCCAGUGGCUUUAUUGUUUUUUUUCUUUUCUUCCAUCCAUAAGUCCAUCCAUCCUGUGACCGGUGAAGAGGCAGGGUAAACAUUUUGAUCAAAUGAUUGUUGCAUUGUAGUCUUCUUUGGCUUCUCCAUAAAUCAUAAAAAUAUUGAA
Cyprinodon tularosa is the source of this 6456-nucleotide messenger RNA. It is a transcript of the gene nhsl2, whose product is annotated as NHS-like 2. The record is from RefSeq and is a predicted model, not a curated record. The transcript is spliced from 10 exons. Lineage: Eukaryota; Metazoa; Chordata; Actinopteri; Cyprinodontiformes; Cyprinodontidae. The coding region runs from base 362 to 4252 and encodes 1296 amino acids. Gene Ontology annotation, biological process: cell differentiation.